AUGUCAACAAUAACAGGGACAGAACCAGAAACAACAGCAAUAACAAUAACAACGGAAGAGAAGCCAGUGACAAUGAUAUCAGUAGAAGAAAUGGAAACCACAAUAUCAACGGAAGAGAGGCCAGUGACAAUGAUAUCAGUAGAAGAAAUGGAAACCACAAUAUCAACGGAAGCAAUGGAAUCAUCAGAAACGUGUAGUAAAUUUUAUUUAGCAUGUCGUGGCAACAAUAUUGAGGAAGUGAAAGAGUUACUUAAAACGAGAACCCUUGACGAGAUAGAUAGAAUAGAACCAAAUGGUAGUACAGCUUUACAUGCUGCAAGUUAUCAUGGUCAUCAAGAAAUCGUUAAAUUAUUAUUAAAAUCUGGAGCAGAUAGAGCAAUACAUAAUAAAUAUAAUUAUUUACCAUUUGAUGAAGCAUUAAAUGAUGGAAUUAAAGAACUUUUCUUUCGAGUACCAAAUACAAAUCGACUUGUAUCAAAUACCGGUGCUAUUGAAUGGGAAGCGAUUAAUGAUGAUGUUUUAGAAACAGCCGGAGAAGAGAGACAUAUUAUUAAAUCUCUCUAUGAAAAUACUAGUGGAUUUACCUCUGUUGGAAAAAUGUUCGAAAAAAUUGAAAAGAAUUAUAUUAACAAGGGAUUAGCUAAAUUCGAUGAAAUUGACAACAUCAAACGGUUUUUUCAAAAAGCGACUGAAGAACAAGAUCCACGAUGGAUUUUAAAAGCUUAUACAGCUGAGACUGAUUUCUAUAAAGUUCUCAAUACUGAAAUAGCGUGUGGUGCUAAUCAAUAUCAAAAUGAACGAAGAUAUAUAAUAGCAUUACUUUGGCAUCAUCCAAAAUUGGAUGAAAUGGCAUUUAUUGGUUCUUCUUAUCGAGUUAUGCAAGUCAAUUCUGAUGAUUUGCGAAAGUAUCAAAUUAAUUGUUCAUUAAUGACAAAAUCAUUUUUAUCAUCAUCGAUUGAUCAAAAACUUGCCGAAUUAUUUUUAUUGCAAAAAGUAUCCACAGAAGAAGAGACGACAAGACCGUCACGCACCAAAAGUGAUGGAGCAUGUAUAAAACAGUGGGUUAUGUGUGUUUAUAAUAUUAAACAUCGACGCACUGCUUUACAUAUUGAAAAUUGCUCUCAAUAUGCAAAUGAAGGUGAAAUCUUGAUUAUGCCUUAUACUGUAUUUAAAGUAAAAAGAAUUAAUCAUAUUAAACCUUUAUAUUCGAAAAAGGAUGAAACGAUGACAGAAAUUCAAUUAGAAGAAUGUGAUCAAUAUUUUAAUAUUCAAAUACAAGACACAUAA
Molecule: messenger RNA, 1287 nt
Organism: Rotaria sp. Silwood2
Lineage: Eukaryota; Metazoa; Rotifera; Eurotatoria; Philodinida; Philodinidae
Source: the annotation of a GenBank genome assembly